Molecule: messenger RNA, 1869 nt
Organism: Menidia menidia (Atlantic silverside)
Lineage: Eukaryota; Metazoa; Chordata; Actinopteri; Atheriniformes; Atherinopsidae
Source: the annotation of a GenBank genome assembly
AUGAAGCCGGCCACUUGCCUUUUGCGCUCGAAGACAUUUAACUCGUCGUGCUGUGGAAUUGUCAAAAUCGUGCUUGCUCGAAAUGGAAGCUAUCAGCUUUACACUGUGAUCACCUCCAUCAAGCACUUUCCAAGAGAUCUGGAUAAGGAGACAAGAUUUGCCUUCAGUGCAGGGGGAGAGGAAAUCUUAAAUCCACCUGGCCUGCACUGGGAUUAUUGGUUUGAUAUCGUCUGCAGAGAGUGGAUUACAACUUCUAGCGCGCCGAGGACCCCGAUCUGUGGCAGCAUGAACCUGAGGCUAAGCUGUGUGUGUCGGCCAGUCUGCUGGCCCUUUGGCAGCUUGUUGGACUCCCGACACUGUGUCUUUGCCCUGACAGUCCUCACACUCCUCAUGCAGGUGGUCGUUGAAGCCAAUUCGUCUCUGGCCAUGAACCCGUUUGUUAUUCCAGAGGCAUACAUUAUCGGCGCCCAGCCUCUGUGCAGCCAGCUGGUGGGCCUGUCUCAGGGCCAGAAGAAGCUGUGCCAGCUUUACCAGGACCACAUGCAGUACAUUGGCGAGGGCGCCAAGACGGGCAUCAGAGAGUGCCAGUACCAGUUCAGACACCGGCGCUGGAACUGCAGCACGGUGGACAACUCCUCCGUCUUCGGACGCGUCAUGCAAAUAGGCAGUCGGGAAACGGCGUUCACUUAUGCCAUCAGCGCAGCGGGGGUGGUGAACGCAGUGAGCCGUGCCUGCAGAGAGGGAGAGCUGUCCAGCUGUGGGUGUAGUCGCUCUGCUCGGCCCAAAGAUCUUCCCCGAGACUGGCUGUGGGGCGGCUGCGGAGACAACCUAAACUACGGCUACAGGUUUUCCAGAGAGUUUGUGGACGCGCGUGAGAGGGAGAAGAGCUACCCAAAGGGCUCGCAUGAGAGCGCCCGCCUACAGAUGAACCUCCACAAUAACGAGGCCGGAAGGAGUACGGUGUUCGAUCUUGCCCAUGUGUCCUGCAAGUGCCACGGUGUGUCAGGCUCGUGCAGCCUAAAGACUUGCUGGCUGCAACUGGCUGACUUCCGCAAGGUGGGGGAUACGCUGAAGGAGAAGUAUGACAGUGCCGUGGCCAUGAAACUCAACUCCCGCGGAAAGUUUGUACAGAUGCAUAACAAGUUCAACCCUCCCACGACCCUCGAUCUGGUGUACAUCGACUCCAGCCCAGACUACUGCUUGGAGAACCCAGGCACGGGCUCUCUUGGCACUGUGGGGCGCCUCUGCAACAAGACAUCAGAGGGCAUGGAUGGCUGCGAGCUGAUGUGCUGCGGCAGAGGCUAUGACCAGUACAAGGCUCAGAUUGUCGAGCGCUGUCACUGCAAGUUCCACUGGUGCUGCUAUGUCAAAUGCAAGCGUUGCACCAAAACUGUAGACCAGUUUGUCUGCAAGUGAGACGAGAAGUGUUGGCUUGCAGGUGAUGGGUGUACAUUUCUGUGUGUUCACGCGCAGUGGAGCAAAUGAGUAGAGCACAGAGAGAGAAUGGAAGAAAGAAACUAUAUAAAUUAUAUUUAUAGAGUUAAACAAUUAUGUCAUUGCAGAAAGACACUUUUAAAAAAAAGAAAAAGAAAAAAAAAAAGAAACGUAUGUCUUGAGAAACUGAGAGUAUUGUGAAAUAUUUAUUUGGAGAUUGUUUUUAUUCUAGCCAAGUCAUCACCAGCCAAUUUUUUUAAGACCUCUCAAGUGCCUGAAAACAGCCUGGAAUCUACCCCAGUAUGCUUCCGAAAAAACGAAAACAGAAAACAAAGUAUUUUUCUUUAAUCAAAUGGGUUGAAGUGAUGCAAGAUUAUGUAGUUUUCCCCAUUCUCUAAGGUCAUUUCUGGCUCUGAGGUUUUAAUUUUUUUUUUU